UACUUGCUCAGCGUCGCUCGCAUCGCGGAGAUAAGUCCACAGUCUUCAAGAUGGUUUUUAAGACUAUUCUGAUCUUGCUCCUUGUGGCCGUCGCGGUGGUUUCUUCCUCGCAGCUCCCGGGCUACCAUAGCGAACCACAGACUCCUGCCAACUACGAGUUCCAGUACGCUGUGAGAGACGGCAACGACUACGGCCACCAUGAAACCCGCGACGGAGACUACACCCAAGGCUCCUACACCGUGCAGCUCCCCGACGGUCGUAUACAGAGGGUCACCUACACAGUCGACGGUGAUUCUGGCUUCGUGGCUAAAGUUACCUACGAGGGCGAGGCUCAGUACCCAGCCUAUGCUUAGGAAUGCUUUCUCAACAUUGCUUUUGUUUAUUGGCCAAAAUGCCUUUUGAGUUAUGUCGUGUUAUGAAAACUGUUUCGGAUGUUCCUUUUUUCCUCAGGUCACAUACUU
Penaeus monodon (black tiger shrimp) is the source of this 461-nucleotide messenger RNA. RefSeq names its product cuticle protein 18.6-like. The transcript is spliced from 3 exons. NCBI's taxonomy places the organism in Eukaryota, Metazoa, Arthropoda, Malacostraca, Decapoda, Penaeidae. Gene Ontology annotation, cellular component: extracellular matrix. The coding region runs from base 51 to 353 and encodes 100 amino acids. The record is from RefSeq and is a predicted model, not a curated record.